This is a messenger RNA of Colossoma macropomum (tambaqui), 599 nucleotides long. Its product is annotated as interleukin-17B-like. The transcript has 3 exons. Gene Ontology annotation, molecular function: cytokine activity. The coding region runs from base 50 to 481 and encodes 143 amino acids. Gene Ontology annotation, cellular component: extracellular region. NCBI's taxonomy places the organism in Eukaryota, Metazoa, Chordata, Actinopteri, Characiformes, Serrasalmidae. The record is from RefSeq and is a predicted model, not a curated record.
CUGCACAUCACCGGCUCCGCUCCUAUCCUCCACUACUCAAGAAAACAGCAUGCAACAGCUACAGCUCCUGGGUCUCCUCACCCUGACCCUCCUGGUGUUAAACCCGAGUCAGUGCAGCCCCAUCGGGGGUCAGUGUUUGGUAGACCAGGGCACUUCCUCAGUCUGUAUCGCCAACCUAAACAGUCUGGAGGAAUACUAUGCUGAAAUUACCAACCAGCCCAACCGACUUAAUGAGCGCAGCCUGGCUGCAUGGACUUACAUGGAAACAAGGGACCUGACCCGUGUGCCUCAGGUCAUCUAUGAAGCCAGGUGCCUUACAAGCCACUCCUGUAACGGGGUGGAGAUCGGUUCCAGUGUGGAGAGCAUUCCCAUUGCAGUCAAAAUGCCUGUUCUUCGGAAGUACCCAGGAUGUCCGUUCCCCACGAUGGAAUUUGAGUCUGUUAACAUCGCAUGUAUAUGUGCAACAACCCGACAGAUCUAAAAAGAUCGCAUGUUACGUUAUAAAUUAUAUUAGGGAUUUUUGUUGCUGUCUAUGCCCACUGCACCAACAAACUAGCUGUUAUUUUACAAAACAUCGUCCAGAAUGCUUGUGUCAUGUU